This is a messenger RNA of Lagenorhynchus albirostris (white-beaked dolphin), 4068 nucleotides long. RefSeq names its product coiled-coil domain containing 7 (gene CCDC7). NCBI's taxonomy places the organism in Eukaryota, Metazoa, Chordata, Mammalia, Artiodactyla, Delphinidae. The coding region runs from base 15 to 3713 and encodes 1232 amino acids. The transcript is spliced from 42 exons. The record is from RefSeq and is a predicted model, not a curated record.
CCCAGUUCUUCGAAAUGGCGUUUCCUCAGUUUUACUUCCGGUGGGUUGUUUCUACUUUGGAAGAAACCUAUGGAUUUAGCAUUCCAAGUGGAGAAGAACCAGUUGUGAAGCCUGAACAUGAAGGAUUAACCUUUCCUGUUGAGAAUGAUCUGAAUUCAUUCUUGGUAUGUUGUUCACAACUUGCAGCUCAGUUAGAAGCAGCAGCUAAGGAAGAACGUAAUAUUUUGGAAUCUCUUUUUAAGUGGUUUCAGCGACAGGUCAAUCAGAUGGAAGAGAUAAGUAGAGGUCAAACUUUUUCAGCAGAGUUUCCAGCACCUGAUAAAACAGUCAGUUUAAGCAUUGCACAAAUAGUAAAGCAGAUGCACAAACUUGAAGAACUGAAAAAUCGCCUUAAAGAAAGGUCUAAAUUCACCUUCAAAGACAUGUCAUCUAAACCCAAGGAUAGUGAAAUUCCACCAGAAGAAGUGCAAACUUAUGAAACUGUACUGCAGAAAAUUGAAGAAUUCAUAAAAACACACUCAACUGAAGAAAUUACAGGUGUUUCUGCGACUGAGCCACUAGAAACUUCUACAAUGACUAAUCGAUUGAAUACCAUGUUGAAAAUAUUUGAAAAUCAGGCAAAUAAAUUAAAGAGAGCUAUGAGUGAGCAAGUUUUGUUAGAGGCUAAAAACACACAGAUUCAAAGUGACCUCCAAGUGUUGUCAGAGGAGAAACUGAUGCUGGAAAAUGAACUACAAAAGUUGAAGAGUACAGAGAAACCAAAGGCUACAAGUGAGCGACAAAAGAAAGCUAUGAAAAUGGAGAAGAAAAAAGACGAAGGAAUAUCUGAAGAUUCAGAAGAGAAGAAGUCUGUAGUGAAAGAGCUUAAAGUAAAAGAAGAUAUGCCUCAAGUCCAGGAAGUAGCACAUGCUCUGAAAAUUGAGAACAGAGUUCUUCGGGAACAACUGAAACAAGCUUUACAGGAAGCUGAAAGAGCUAAGGAGCAACUUGCCUAUUUCCAAAAUCAAGAAAUGGAGUUACUUAAAAGUGAGGGAAAGACCAAGACAACAGCAGAAAUGGGUAUUGAUAAAAUAAAAGUUAAAGGUGAAGAUUCAAAAUAUAUACCAUUGGAGAAAGACACAAGAAAAACACUAGUGGCAGAUUCAGGUGGACAAAAAGAAAAUGAUAAAAUUAAACAUCCACAGAUCCUCAAGUCUCAAGAUGGAUCACCUUUUUUAAACACUUCAAAUGAAAUUUUAACUGAUGAAGAUCUGUCCCAUCUACUUUCAUCAAAGACCCAUGAUAAAUCACUUACAAGAAUAUUAUUGAGCAAAGAAAUUCAAGAUUCACAGUCUGUUGGAACAUUGCUUCAAGGGAAUGAAACAGCGACAGCAUCAUUCGUUUCACCCCCUUUUGUUAAAAUGAAGACUCUGGCUACUGACAUCUCAAAGGCUGAUAUUUUAGAAGAGAAUUUACGAAGUAAGAUUAAAAAGCAAACUUACGAAGAAGCAAGAGAAUUUCAAGGUUAUGAUGAAGCAUCAGAUGAAAAGCUUAUGCUUAACCAUCAGGAUUCAGUGUCAAAACGCCAAACACAAGUAAAGAAACAAAGAACUUUCAAAAGGGAAAGACUCUCUACUCAUGAUAAAGUACCAGAUAAGAAGCUUAUGCAUGAGAAUCAAGAUUCAGUGUCAAAAAUCCAACAGCAAGUAAAGAAAGAAAGAAAUCUCAGAAGGGAAGGACACACUACUCAGUUUGAAGUACCAGAUGGAAAUCUUCUCUAUGAGGAUCAAGACUCAAUAUCAAAAACACAAAUGCAAGUAAAUACACAGAGAACAUUCAAAGCUCAUGAUCAUGUGUCAGAUGAAAAUCUUAUGUUUAAGUAUCAAGACUCAAAGUCAGAAACAGAAAUGCAUGCAGAGAAACAAAAAUCUUCUAGAGAUGAAAGUCUCAUUACUCAUCGUAAAGUACCAGAUGAAAAUCCUGUGCUUGAGCAUGGAGACUCAAUGUCAGAAACUCAACUGGAAGUAAAGAAACAAAGAUCUUCUAAAGGAGAAAGACUCAAUACUCAGGAUGAAGUACCAGAUGGAAAUCGUAUGCUUGAGCAUCAAGAUUCUGUGUCAAAAUCAGAGAUUCAAGUGAAGAAACAAAGCCCUCACAAAGGGGAAAGACAUAUUACUCAUGAUGACACACCAGACAAAAAUCCUGUGCUUAAACAUCAAGAUUCAGUGUCAAAACUUCCCAUGCAAGUACAAAAACAAAUAACUUCCAGAGGAGGACAACACAGUAGUCAUAUUGGAGUACUGGGUGAAAAUCUUACGCUUGUAAAUCAAGAUUCAGUGUCAAAACCCCAAAUGCAAGUAGAGAAACAAAUACCUUACAGAAAGGAGAUGAGUCAUACAUUUCCUCUUCAAAACGAGAAAAACGAUACGAUAACACUUGAAAAUCUACCUCCUGAGAAGAAAGGUUUUUUUUCAAGAAACCAAUCUCAAACUAAGAACCUUAGAGCUAUCAGACAGGAGAAUCUUGAUACUCAGAAAGCAGAAGACGUAUUACCCGAGGAUGAAGUUGAAUUGUCAAAAAGCCAAUCUCAAACUAAGAAACUUAGAGCUGUCACAAUGAAAGCACUAAAUAAUCAAGAUGCGAAUGAACUCUCAGAUGAGAAUUUUAUACUUGAAGAUCUAGUACUAGCUAAAGGAUACAAGGAUAAAAUUCAAACAAGUGGAGUUUAUGAGUCUCAAAAAUUGAGAGUUAAAAAUGAAGCAGCCUCAGAACAUCCAGAUACAGCAGAAAAUCUUCCAGCAGUGAAUCCAUCAGUUAAUGACCUAAUAUUUCAAUUAGGUUUAAACAAAGUGGUAGAACCCUUGAAAGAUACUGUUGGAAGACGUAUAUUAAUGGCAGAAAUGAAGAUACAACCGAAGAGUGUCCCUGACACUGAUACAGAGCGCUUCCCAGAUGCUAUUGGAAGAGGUAUAAUAAAGGGUGGAAUCAAGACACAAUCCAAGAGUCAUCCUGAGACUGAUAUACAACGCAUGAGAGAUACUGUUGGAAGAGAAAAAGCAGUUGGUGAAAUCAAGACACAUCAUCAGAGUCACCCUGAGAGUGACACAGAACGCUUCCCAAAUAUUGUUGGAAGAAGUAUUAUGAAGAGUGAAUUCAAGACACAACCCAAGAGUCGUCUUGGGACUAAUGUAAAAGGCUUGACAGAUAAAACUAGAAGAGGUGUAAUAAAGGGACAAUUCAAGAUACAAUCAAUGGAUCUCCCUGACACUGAUACAAAGCGCUUCCCAGAUGCUGUUGGAAAAGGUAUAAUAAAGGGUGAAAUCAAGACACAAUCCAAGAGUUAUCCUGAGACUGAUAUAGAACGCAUGAGAGAUACUGUUGGAAGAGAAAAAGCAGUUGGUGAAAUCAAGACAUAUCAUCAGAGUCACCCUGGUAUGAGUUUAUUUAAAAACAAAAAUGCAUUCUCAAAUCAAGAAGAUUUCUACACCAGGCACAUUGCACCAAGUAAAUAUAAAACAAAAGUGAUGAAUUUAUCACCCUUUGAUGAUGAAGGCAAGGUCAAUAGAAAGAGUCAACAUGAGGGGCAUCGAAAAAAUUUGACCUUAAACAAAAAGAAAGGUGAACUUGAUACUCUGCCUGCUCUGAUCGCUACAGCUAGAAAACCUAUCUAUAAAGACAGCAGUGAACCUGCAAGAGUGGAAAUAACACUGCCUUCAGUAGAUGCUGCUUAUUGAACAAUAAUGAGAAAGAUCCUGAAUAAACAGGGUAGACCCAGAUCAUGGACGUAGUAAAAAAAAGUACAACUUACAUGGCAAGAAGAAAUCAUCAAUUGAGUGAGCAUAAAGUAUCAGUCAAGAGAAAAUAAAUGGAGGAAUUCUUCACUAAUUACUGAUUCUCUGAAACUGUGAAAGGUCCCAGAGAACUCUUCUUUACCAUGUGGAACAAAUUUGAAGCUAAGAUAAAAGCCUUUGUUGCUGAUGUUAAGAAAGCAGCUCUCUGUUGAAGUUCCAACUUGCUUCUAUUCACUCAUGUCCCUGUAAUGGCUUCUGGUGUGGUGUAAAAGCAAUUAAAUGAAAUUUGUGCUCUGCA